This is a messenger RNA of Phaethon lepturus (White-tailed tropicbird), 1288 nucleotides long. RefSeq names its product kinesin-like protein KIF1A. Gene Ontology annotation, cellular component: kinesin complex; microtubule; axon. Gene Ontology annotation, biological process: cytoskeleton-dependent intracellular transport; vesicle-mediated transport; microtubule-based movement. Gene Ontology annotation, molecular function: ATP hydrolysis activity; plus-end-directed microtubule motor activity; microtubule binding. The transcript has 13 exons. The record is from RefSeq and is a predicted model, not a curated record. The annotation marks the transcript as partial. NCBI's taxonomy places the organism in Eukaryota, Metazoa, Chordata, Aves, Phaethontiformes, Phaethontidae.
CUAUCCUGAACCCAAAGCAGCCCAAAGAAACACCAAAAAGCUUCAGCUUUGACUAUUCCUACUGGUCCCACACCACGCCCGCAGACAUCAACUAUGCAUCUCAGAAGCAAGUGUACCGGGACAUUGGCGAGGAGAUGUUGCAACACGCCUUCGAAGGGUACAAUGUCUGCAUCUUCGCCUACGGGCAGACGGGUGCCGGAAAAUCCUACACCAUGAUGGGCAAACAGGAGAAGGACCAGCAAGGCAUCAUCCCGCAGCUGUGCGAGGACCUCUUCUCCCGCAUCAACGACACAACGAACGACAACAUGUCCUACUCUGUGGAGGUGAGCUACAUGGAGAUAUACUGUGAGCGUGUGAGGGACCUCCUGAACCCCAAGAACAAGGGGAACCUGCGGGUGAGGGAGCAUCCCCUUAUGGGCCCAUACGUUGAGGACCUUUCCAAGCUGGCCGUGACCUCCUACAAUGACAUCCAGGACCUCAUGGACUCUGGGAACAAGGCUCGCACGGUGGCUGCCACCAACAUGAAUGAGACCAGCAGCCGCUCCCAUGCCGUGUUCAACAUCAUCUUCACACAGAAGCGUCACGACGCUGAGACAGACAUCACCACUGAGAAGGUCAGCAAAAUCAGCUUGGUGGACCUGGCAGGGAGCGAGCGAGCUGACUCCACUGGCGCGAAGGGCACAAGACUAAAGGAAGGAGCAAACAUCAACAAGUCCUUGACCACGCUGGGGAAAGUCAUCUCUGCCCUGGCCGAAAUGGAUUCGGGACCGAACAAGAACAAAAAGAAGAAGAAGACAGACUUCAUCCCCUACCGGGACUCGGUGCUGACCUGGCUGCUGCGGGAGAACCUGGGGGGCAACUCCAGGACGGCCAUGGUGGCUGCUCUCAGUCCUGCCGACAUCAACUACGACGAGACCCUCAGCACCCUCAGGUAUGCUGACCGUGCCAAGCAGAUCCGCUGCAAUGCUGUGAUCAACGAGGACCCCAACAACAAGCUCAUCCGGGAGCUGAAGGAUGAGGUGGCACGCCUGCGCGACCUUCUCUACGCUCAGGGUCUCGGAGACAUCAUUGACAUGACCAACGCCAUCGCCGGGAUCAGCCCCUCUUCCUCCCUGUCAGCCUUGUCCAGCCGUGCCGCCUCUGUCGCCAGCCUCCACGAGCGCAUCAUGUUUGCUCCGGGUAGCGAAGAGGCGAUUGAAAGGCUCAAGGAAACAGAGAAGAUCAUUGCAGAGCUGAACGAAACGUGGGAGGAGAAACUGCGGAGGACAGAAGCAAUCCGGAUGGAGAG